Molecule: messenger RNA, 2512 nt
Organism: Scatophagus argus
Lineage: Eukaryota; Metazoa; Chordata; Actinopteri; Scatophagidae
Gene: afg2b
Product: spermatogenesis associated 5-like 1
Exons: 11
Coding region: 187-2430 (747 amino acids)
Molecular function (GO): ATP hydrolysis activity; ATP binding
Source: RefSeq, a predicted model, not a curated record
CCAAAUUCAACGUCCUCGUCUCGUACAGGAAAACGUUUUGGUUGGCCAUUUUCUUUAAUCGCCACAUGGAUCAUGUAAACAUUAGUGACUUUGUUCUGUCAGCACUGCGAUGUCCGAAAACAUUCAAGCCGCUGUCCACUAGUGUGGCCCUUUAUCUGUAAAGUUGGUGGCUGCUGUCGGACGAGGAUGUCUCUGAGGCUGCUCGCGGCGGAUCCGUCAGACCGGGGCUCUCAGAGAUGCAGGCUGGGUCCAGAAUUGAUGUCAGCGCUGGGUCUGAGGCUGGGCUCCCCUCUGCUGGUGUCUUUUCCCGAGGGAAGCUGCCUGUGCACCGCCUGGCCCCGGUCUGACCUGGCCGAGGGCUUCUUGCAGAUGGAUCUGAAGUGUUCCUCGCCCGGUCUGUUCUCUCACCCACCAACACAUCACAGCCUGGACCCUGGCCAGCUCACGUCGGUUUCCUGCCCUAAACUGAAAAGUGUUAAGAUAACUGUGGUAGUCCAGAGUUUUGAUUUUAAGAAACACACACCUCCUCGCCUUGUCCACGAGCUUGUCAAAGACAUGCUUAGAGGUUUAUAUGUCCACAAGAAACAUGUGAUAAACCUGGAGGAUUUUGAUACCGACAUCACAUAUGUUGUUAUUGAAAGCAUCAGUCUGGAUUCUACCGGUGCUGGAUUUAUCACCUCAAAAACUGGUGUGGAGGUAGCAGACAUCCAGACGGUGCGGCAUUUCAGGAAUCAGCUGCAGGACCAGCACGGGGUCCCACUCGGCGGUCUGGAGGAGGUGAGUGCCACCCUGAGAGAGAUGCUGCAGCUGCCUCUGCUCUAUCCGGACACCCUGAGCUCUCUUGGUGUGUUGUGUCCCAGAGGUGUGCUCCUGGUGGGGCCUCCAGGUGUGGGAAAGACCCUGCUGGUCCGCAGAGUGGUGGCGGAGGUUGGAGCCAACCUGGUGGUGGUCAGGGGACCAGAGGUGGUGGGAUCACGGCCGGGUGAGAGCGAGGAGAAGUUGCGUGCGGUGUUUGAGCGUGCUCGAUCGGCAGCGGAAGAGGGUCCGUGUGUGCUCUUCUUAGAUGAGUUGGACUCUGUGUGUCCGAGGAGAACCGGCUCGUCGGCACCAGAGAACCGCCUGGUCGCGCAGCUGCUCACGCUGAUGGACGGGAUGAAUCGGUCCGAUCGCUUCCUCAUCGUCGGAGCCACCAACCGGCCGGACAGUUUGGACCCGGCACUGCGCAGGCCUGGACGAUUUGACAGAGAGGUUAUCAUAGGAGCUCCCACCUUGCAGCAGAGAAAAGCAAUCCUGUCUGUUCUGUGUGCGAGGAUGCCUGUCUGUCCCAGUGUGGACAUGGCAGAGCUUGCACAGAGAACUACAGGCUAUGUGGGAGCAGACCUCAGUGCCCUCUGCAGGGAGGCUGCCAUGCACGCUGUACGGGAGCGCUUCAAGAGCUCGGGAGAGCAGCUGGUGGGUAUGAAGCACUUCCAGGACGCCCUGAAGUCGGUUCGUCCCUCCUGCUUGCGGAGCAGCCUGGGCAGGACGGAGCUCACUCCAGUGUCCUGGGAGCAGAUAGGAGGCCUGGACGAGGUCAAACUCAAACUAAGACAGAGCAUCGAGUGGCCGAUGAAGCACCCUGAGGCGUUUGUACGUCUGGGUCUGCGCCGGCCUCGUGGCGUGCUGCUCUACGGGCCUCCAGGAUGCGCAAAGACGACACUUGUCAAGGCUGCGGCCACCUCAUCUCACUGUGCCUUCCUGUCUGUCAGUGGUGCUGAUCUGUACUCUCCCUAUGUUGGAGACUCGGAGAAAGCUUUAGCGCAGCUGUUUCGCCAAGCCCGGGCCUGCGCUCCCUGUAUCCUCUUCCUUGAUGAGAUUGACUCUCUAAUUGGCUCGCGGUCAAACGGUCAGAUAGCUAACAGCACACAGACACGCCUCCUAUCUGUGCUCCUGAAUGAGAUGGACGGGUUCGGUCUGAAGACGCUGGAGAGGAGAGGGACGGAGAAGAUCCUCCAGGCAGAGGGAGUGGAAGAGAAUCGCACGCAGGAACAGCUGGACUGUCAGGAAGUGUGCAACAAAGACGUGAUGGUUAUAGCUGCCACAAACAGACCUGACUGCUUAGACAGCGCCCUCCUCAGACCUGGCAGGCUCGACCACAUCAUCUAUGUCCCACCACCCGACCAGCAGGCUCGUCUUCGCAUCCUGAAGGUUUGUACAGAGUCGAUGCCUGUGGGUGCUGAUGUGUGUUUGGAGGAGCUGGCCGAAAAGACGGAGCUUUACUCUGGAGCUGACCUGGAAAAUCUGUGUAAAGAGGCUGCUCUGUUAGCACUACAAGAGGAGAACAUGGAGGCUUCUGCCAUCAAGCACGCAUACUUCCUCCGGUGCCUCAGCAAAAUGAGCCCCUCCCUCACUGCCCAGCAGAUCCACAAGUAUCAAACACAUCCCAGAUGACCAACGAUGACCAUUUUCUCUGCAUUGAUCAAUUAUAUUAUUACAUAAAAAAAUAUUUUGAAUUAAAAUGAGUAAAACUUAA